Thalassophryne amazonica is the source of this 7117-nucleotide messenger RNA. It is a transcript of the gene tasora, whose product is annotated as transcription activation suppressor a. The transcript has 28 exons. The record is from RefSeq and is a predicted model, not a curated record. Gene Ontology annotation, cellular component: heterochromatin; nucleoplasm. Gene Ontology annotation, molecular function: chromatin binding. NCBI's taxonomy places the organism in Eukaryota, Metazoa, Chordata, Actinopteri, Batrachoidiformes, Batrachoididae. Gene Ontology annotation, biological process: negative regulation of gene expression, epigenetic; protein localization to heterochromatin. Bases 182 to 6625 code for a protein of 2147 amino acids.
UUCCUCUGUAAACAUGAAGAAGAAGAUGUUCGCCUCCCGGAAACAUGGCGCGAGUUGUUGUGCGGUUUGAGUCCCCGCGCUGCUGCGUGUGGAGGUAACAGCUGAGAGGCUGCGGGGCUGCAACUGACGAGUGCCGCUACAGUGACGGUCAGCAACAGACGACAACCUGUACAGCGUGGCUAUGGAUGGCAGCCUGGCCCGAAGAGAGACCGCUCGGUUCGGCCUGGGGGCUAAUGGUCGCCAGCAAUAUGGCGAAUCGGCAGUUCAGGCUGUUGGAGCGACGAGAGCAGGUCCGGAUAGACCGAGCGCCGCCACCAGUACAAGGACGGAGAGAUCGAGCGCCGCCACCGGUACAAGGACGGAGAGACCGAGCGGCGCCGUUAUGAGGACCGAGAGACCGAGCGGCGCCGUUACGAGGACCGAGAGACCGAGCGCCUCCGGCGUGCGAACGGAGCGGAGGAACUCGGUCACUCAGGUGGUCCAUCAGAGACACAUGCCCAAAGAGCCCCAGAAGUUCCACAUACCACGGAAAACUAAGGAAAAGAGAGCUCUCUUGCAGUACGUGUCCCUUGAGUCCAGAGAAUGUGAGGACAUGAUGACCAUCCUGACCUCCAGCUACAUGGACGCCGGCUCUGCCAGCUGCUUCAGCUACAGCAAACCACGUCUCGUCCACAGCGAGCUGCUCGAGAAAGAGUUUGUGGAGAAGAGGAGAGCGAUGAAGGCGGAGGGGAGGACGGACAAGGAGCUGGAGGACAGCUACUGCUUCUUAUUGGCUGAUCCUGUCCAGCUGUUGCAGCUGUGUGAGAAGGGCUUAUUUGUGGGUCACAGCCGGCUGACUGCGCUGGGAAACCCCAGUAAAGGUGUGUCUCUAUCGAGAUACUCGGACUUGCUGCAGAUGAACGCCUUCACAUCCGGGGCCACUGGUGAAAUUAUCAUCUUCAAAGUGUUAAAGGGGAGAGUCAAGAGCAUCUAUGAAAACAUGAAGAACCUUCUGGACCCCACACCUCGCUUCGACAGCCACAUAGCCAAGAACGCCAGCAAGGUCACUGCGCUGACGUCGUACCGCGCCUUCGAACUCACACAGCAAUACUUCUAUGAGUAUUCAUUUGACGAGCUGCUGCAGCGCCCCCGUCAGGCCUGCCCAUACGCAGUUGUUUCCUUUGUUUUCAGUGGGAAAGAUGCUCCGCUGCCCAUCAAACCUCUGGCUCCACUGAGGUUGAACAGCCAGGCAGCAGAAGACGCUAAAGAGCGCACGCUGUUCACUGUGUGGACGGGGGAUUUGGUUAAAGAUGACCGCCUCCUCUUCCAGAUCUCCCUGUGCUCCUCCUCUCUCCCCGUCCUGCCCCACAGACUACCGGAGAAGUUGGAAAUCGGUUGGUUGAUGAAGCUUGAGCAGGUGACGAAGCUCCUCCCACCGGGCCUGUUCUCCUGGAACAUCUACAGUAGUAGCCGAGAAGUCGCUACCAAAGGUUUUUAUUGCAGCCUGUUGGAGGUGAUCGUCAGGAGCCAGUCAGCAACUAAAGUGACUGUGACCAAACUUCUGCAGGAGCUGGAGGUGAAGAGAGUGGUCCUAGUGAAUCCACUUGGCGACAGAGGCUUCCUGUUCUUGCUAUCCAGCGUUCAGAUGGCUACACCUGCCGAGAGAGGUGAAGGGUGGAAGAGGUGCCUCCAGGCCUUGUUUGUCUUUACAGAGACGAGAGAUGUUGUGAAAAACGCAUCACCUUCCACCUCCUCCACCCAUGAUGCCCCUGAAGCCUUGCCGUUUGCAGGCACAGUGACACCGAUGCUGAAAUGUUUCAUCCCAGCAUUGCACUACGCCCUGGUAAAGGCUCGCGCCAGCUCUCCGCCGGAGCUGUCUGCUGGUGUGGAGCAACAGGCACGGGAGUACCUCAGUGGCCUGAGUGAUGGAAAGGUUCGACAGUACCCCAUAGGAGAGUACGACGCCACCCUGGAUGAACAAAGAAAAGUGUUUCCCGCUCCCAGGCACCACCGGAGCAACAUGGACAGCUACCUAAACUCGUACCUGUUCAGCCCCCCCUCCUACGUGCUGCCUGUGGCCAGAGCCAGGCACGCUAUGGAGACGCACUCUCAGCCCGAGGAACCUCAGGGCAGGGAGGGAGGGAGCCUGGAGGGCCAGAAGGAGGCGAAGGGGAAAGAUGUGUUGAAGAACUCUGGAAAGAAACAACUCAUUGAUCAGAAGGAGCUGUUGGACAUGGCCCUGUCCCUGAAGAGAGACUCGGAGGACGAGGUGAAGAGUGAGCAUGAAGGAAAAGGACAGAAGAGACAGAUGGAACAGGAAACAUCAAAAAGAACACAGAAGUACCUGAGGGUGUCGCGGGACCCCAGGACACGAGACAGGGUUCCAGUUGAAACUAUCGCUGACUCCGCCUAUACUGGCUCUCUAGCAUCUGUGAUUGGCUCGGUGGGUUUGAGGGCUGAUGAGCUGUGUGAAAAUGGAUCUGAGCUCGCCAACAGCCUCAUCCACCUGCUGACUGGCUUCAGUCAGGCUGCAGCACCCAGUAAGAGUCUUAAGGAGGAGGAGGUGAAAACUGAAUCGUCUCCGUUCGAUAAGUUGGCUGUCAAACUGGGACUGCCUAACGACUGUGACGUCGAGCUGAGGAAGCAGGAGGAGCUGGAGGAGCAGACGGCCGGCAGCGUCAGCAGUCUGGAGGGCUUCAGUCCCAGCUCCCACAGCGGGGAGACCAACCACCGCGGACCAGGCAGAGCAGGAGGAGCGCUGGUGAGGAGAGAAGAGGAGGAGCAGUGGGACAUCCCCUGGGUCCUCAUCCCCAUUACAGGUCUGCGUUCAGAGCGAUACACCCUGAGAGACCAAAACCUCCCUGAAGACCCUCGCUUCCUGCACCUCACCAUGGCAACGGAUGCCACUGCAAUCGCCACAUCCCCCAGGAGGAGUCCCACUCCAUCUCUCCAGCCCAGCAGUCCCCCUUCUCCCUCCCAGUGCCCUUCCCCUGAGCCAAGCCCCCCCACGUCCCCCUCCCGGUUCCUGUCUCCACAGCCCAGCCCCCCUCCCUCCCCCUCCCAGUGCCCGUCGCCUGAACCCAGCCCUCCCUCCCCCUCUCAGUGCCCAUCGCCUGAACCCAGCCCUCCCCCUUCCCCGUCCCAAUGUCCGUCCGCACAGCCCAGCCCCCCCACAUCCUCGUCCCAGCGUCUGUCCCCGCAGCCCAACCCCCCACCCUCCCCCUCACAGUGCUUGUCCCCAGAGCAGAAUGCGCUCAGCCCCUUUAGCAAAGACUGCGGCGGCACUAACGAGGACCAGUUGGUCUCCACAGCCCCCCAGGAGAUCACAGGAGAGUCUCACAGCAGAGAGGAAGAAGAACAGAAAAAUCAACCACCGUCAGUUUUUGCAUCCGUCCCUCCUGUUGCGCCGCCUGCUGAGAGCAAGGAGCAGGACAGCGGAGAUGAGGAGCCAGAGCUCGCAAAGGGCACGGAGGCCAGGUUUUUGCAGGAAGAAUGUGGGUCAGAGGAACGACUACAAAACGAGGAAGGUGAGGCAGCGCCGGGCACAGAGGGGGUACACGAGACAGUUGGUCAUGGAGAGAAAGAAGAGGACGUGUUUCCUGCUGCUCUCACCUCGCCUCCAGGGCCUCCUGUCAGAAAUAUCGACACUGUCGUGGAUAAGCAUCUCGGUGAUUUCUGCUCCGAGGUACAGCACCUCCUGCAGGAGGAAAGUGUGCUCUACAGCUUUCCACAGACUCCUGCCGCUGCACCUCCGCUCAACAUCAUAACGCCAUUCUCACAGUAUGUGUCUUUUUACAACCCCUGUCCCCCUGUCCAGGACUACAUUAGCUCUCUAAAAGAUAAUAUGAACCACAUGCUGAUGGAGAUGGACAACAGCUGGCCCGGGCUCGGUCCUGACGUGCACCCGCCGGACACAGACGCCACUCUGGCCUGCACCGUUAGUGAGUUUGUGGCCAGUAUCAGAGCGGCUAACACUAAAACUGACACGGAUGACCAGGUUUCAGUGACCUCUGGUGAAUUCACAGCCCUUAGCACUGCUGAAUCAGUCGCUCAAACUCUUGACAUUUCUAAACGCGAAGAAAUGUGGUUGUCAGACUCAAGGACUAAUCAGUUUUCUGAGGCUCCAAGCAGCCACAGUCCCUCUGUCCCACUUCCUCAUGUCACCCUAACGGCCUCCCCAUCCAUCUCUCAGUCAUCCUUUCAUUCAAAAACCAUUUCCCACACUGCCAUCGUUCAUCCUCUGCCCUCCUGUGGGGCUGCCAGCGAGUCCCUGCAGUCACACUUGGUGCUGCAGCAGCCAAAAGACUUAGAACUCAACCGGUCCACUGCACAGAACAUCACGCAAGAUGACAUCGCUGCCAAAGCGCUCCAUUCUGCCACAGGUGGAGACAGCAGGGUCAUCUUUCCAGAGACGAGCUGCGAGGGGCCUCACACCGGGCUUGUAGGUGUCACUCACCACUCUGUGGACUCUUCGCGCCCCACAGACACCUCCUGCAUUUUGGCCAACCCGGUUUCCUGCUCGGUCUCUGUAUCGGCACAGAGACUGAGUUCAGACCCCGUUCCCCCGGUCUCGGCCUUCAGCUCCCUGAUCAGUCAGCUGCAGCCGGACGUGUUCAGCAGCCUGGAAGAGAUCAUGAAAGAUGUCAAGAGGAACUUACUGCAGUUUUACCUCCACACCACAGAACCAUGGGACCAAGUCUACGAGGACAUUAAGGCGUACCUGUUGAAGCAGGGGAACCUGGAAACACAGAACCCGUUGACAUUUCUGAACCAAGAAAGGUCCAACAGCAGACUGCUGGUCAUCAUUAAGAACAAAGACAUCUCUGGACACAUUCACGAGAUCCCGGGCCUUGUGUCUCUGAAGCAACACCCCUCAGUGGUGUUUGUGGGAGUCGACAGUCUGGAUGACUUCAGGAACAACAGCUACGAUGAGCUCUUUGUUUCCGGCGGCUGCAUUGUCUCCGAUGAGCUGGUCCUCAGUCCAGACUUCAUCACACACGACCAGCUGGCAUCUCUGCUGAAGCUGCUUGAGCAGCACAGUUCACCAGAGAUCGUCUGGAGGUGGAAGGUUCACUGCAGAACCCACAAAAAACUCAAGGAACAGUCCAGGUUCAGGAUUGAUGCUGCCAACCUGCUGGACGUCCUGUCGGCCUAUCAGAAGCGUAUGAUCGUGGAGUUCCUGCCAUAUCAUCAGUGCGACAUGAUGGAGUGUCAGUCACCUGACCUGGACUGUCUGACUAAGCUCCAGGCGGGGAACACGCAGUACCGGCACACCGUCUUCCUCACAGAGCAUCGCUUGGACUCGUUCCAGGUCUACUCCAGUAAGGGCAUCAUCGUCACCCACGUUCAAGAGAUUCUACACUCCUUCAGCAGCCUGGUUGGUUUCCACGACAUCAAGGACCGACCGCCCAUACCAGAUGACCUCCUGGCUCUGAAAGGUUUCAGCAAACAGCCGAGUCACUGUGACGCGACGUUCCCCUCUGAACCUGCUCCAACUUUACCAGACCUCAGUCUGUCUCGUCCCUCCAGUGACCAACAAUGUCUCCAGCAGCCUGGCGUUGGCCACACCCAACUCCCCCAGUUCUCUGACCCGCUGGUCAAAGAAGGUGGCACGUGCCCUGAGGAGGUUGUGCAGCACCACUCCGAAUCCGAAUUGGAGGCGCUCCGGCAGUACAUCUCAGACUUUCGGGCCAAACGUCAGGCACAGCAACAGGCAGAGUUGAGUUUGAACCAUCAGAAACUCUUCAACAGUCUGGCCUGUGCAGGAGAUCCGACGGACCAGAGUCAUCUUCUCAACAGUUCCAGUGCCCCUUCAGAAUGUCAGGGAGGUCGCACUGACACCGUCCACCAACAAAUGACCCCCGGCAGGAAGGCCGUGUGUGCAACUCUGGACUUGAUUCACUCAGCACUGCUUCCGGAUCAGGGUGAGGACAGGGGCUCUCCACGGCGCCAGCAUGACAGCGUUGUGGUGAGAGACCAUGUUGUUCCCAGUGAGCAAGUCAGUCCAUCGGCCCCCUUGUGUGAGCUAAACCCACUUCCAGCAUCUGUACCGGCUGGCCAAACCGGUUCUACAAGUGUAACUGGUCUCAGGAGCGAGGAAGCGGAGGUGCGAGGAGAAUAUGCCAGAAGUUGCGUGACCGCAGAGGGCCAAAGAGUGAGAGAUGCUCACACCGGACUGGAUCAGCCGACAGGAGCAGAGGCGAUCCCCGAAGACUGCAAGAAACCAAACAGCAACACCUCAGUGAGCAGUCAAGGCAAGGUAUCUGGGAGCAUCCCCAUGGAAACGAAACAGGACAACAACCUGAACCGAGCCCUGCAGCACCACACCCAGAUCCAUCUGCAGCAGGCCGCCCUGCAGCUGCAGCCCCCCUACUGCAGCAGGCCCUUGAACCCGCUCCAGCAUUUCCUGCCCAGCGCCAUGCUGAGGCCCUUCAACACCCUCAGUGGGGGGCAGGGUCUGCUGGGCUCCCCGCCUGGUUGUCCGGGCUCCUUGAGGUCCACGGCUGGUUCUGUGCCAGUCUGGAAUUUUCUGCAGGCCAGCAGGGAGCUUAACAACGCCGCACUCCUGGGAGCGUACCGCAACCCUGCAGGUCAGCGGAGUCACAUGUACAGAGGUGGGCCGAGGGGGGGGUUUAAUGGUAUGUAGUCCACCAUAAUGCUCAGACAAUCUGUCUGCCAUUUUCCUGUUGCCCUGUCAGCUGAGUAACCCCCCCACCCAACGUGUGUUUCCUGUGUCGUUUGUUGACCUCGUAGGUGAACCGGUUUUGAGAUUGUUUAGAAGUUUGAUUAUUGUUACUGUAAACUAUGCAAGAACAGGUGUCAAACUUAUCCCACAUUUGUACCAAAACAAAAAAGUAAACUGUGAGGGGCAGUAGAGUCACGGGUGAACAGUGAAAACAGAGGCAACACUUGGACAAAAAAAGAAAAGUCAAAUUCUAAAGACCAGUUCUGAACUUUGUCACCAAAGAGACACUCGGUUCUUACUAACAGUGGGAAAACACGCUCUUUAGAACACUGGGCGCUAGCUAACGAUGUUUCCUGUUCCCGUUUGACCAUGGGAGAGUCAGCUCAGUUGUGCCCCCCAGUGGACAGGCACCCAAGAUACACAAGUAUGUGAAAAAUUACACACAGUUUGUGU